CUUCAAAUCUCGUCUGUUUCAUAGCAGAGCACCCAAAGACGAGAGAGAUUGCCUGGAGAGCUUAACUUGAUCAUCAUGGUGCUCCCAAAAUCCAGAAAUGCCGUUGGGCUGGGGAACAGCCUGAUGAAUGACCGUUUCGGCAAAGGCAAAGCUUCAGAUCGGAAAAAGGUCUCAUACAACGCUGCUGCAAUUCGACGAACGGGCCCGGGAGGAGAAACAUACAUCACGAAUCCCACAGAAGAAGCAUCAUGGGUUAAAAUGCGAAGCAUUACGGAGCAGGCUGCGCUAGAUGAAUUCCUCAGCACGGCGGAGCUUGCAGGAACGGAUUUCACUGCUGAGAAGAUGAAUAACGUCAAGAUUAUCCACCCCGACCAGAAAAAUCCCUACCUGCUUUCCGCUGCAGAUGAAAGAACAGCUGUAAGCAAGCAUCAGCGGAAUAAAAAUCGGCUGACGGUGCCGCGACGACCGAAAUGGAACUCGAAAACAACACGACAGCAACUAGAUAUCAUGGAAAGAGAAAAUUUCAUUGAAUGGAGGAGAGGCCUGGCUGAGUUGCAGGAAAAUCAAGAUCUUUUGAUGACGCCUUUCGAGCGAAACAUCGAGGUAUGGAGGCAAUUAUGGAGAGUCAUUGAGCGAUCGGAUUUGAUCGUACAGAUUGUCGAUGCCCGCAACCCUCUACUCUUCCGAUCAGAAGACUUGGAAAAAUAUGUGAAGGAAGUUGACCCAAAGAAGAGAAAUUUACUGUUAGUCAAUAAAGCGGAUAUGAUGACGCCACACCAAAGGGAACUUUGGGCGGACUUUUUUGAGUCCCAGGGCAUCAGCUACAAAUUCUUCUCAGCAGCAUUAGCGAAAGAGCAAAAUGAAGCGAAGUUAGACGAAGGGGUGGAAGACGACGCUUCAGUAGUUGCUAAUUUAGUGAAGCGUACGAGUAAGGCCGCUCUAGACGAUUCCGAGGGAAAUUCUGAAGAUGACGAUUCCGAAACUGACGAAAGCGGUGGCAUUCCUCUCCCGGCUGAUCCGAGUGAGUCGAGAAUUCGGAUUCUCUCAGUUGACGAACUCGAAUCCUUGUUCCUUGAAGCCGCACCUACCCCUGACCCUCAAAUUGACGGUUCUGAAUCCUCAAAGAAGGUCACCACCAUUGGGCUUGUUGGGUAUCCGAACGUCGGGAAGUCAAGCACAAUCAACGCUUUACUCGGGGCAAAGAAGGUCUCUGUGUCAGCAACCCCAGGCAAAACAAAGCAUUUUCAGACCCUUCACCUCUCCCCUACUCUUGUCCUAUGUGAUUGUCCUGGUCUCGUGUUUCCAAACUUUGCCACCACCAAGGCCGAGCUUGUUAUCAAUGGCGUUCUGCCCAUCGACCAACUGAGAGAGUAUACUGGCCCAGCAGGACUCGUUGCUCAGAGGAUCCCAAAACACUUUCUCGAAGCUAUAUAUGGCAUGAAGAUCCACACGCGCCCCAUCGAAGAAGGAGGAACAGGAAUCCCAACUUCUUCUGAAGUUCUCCGAGGAUAUGCGCGCGCAAGGGGCUUUGCAACUACCGGGCAAGGGCAACCUGAUGAGUCUCGCGCAGCUAGGUAUAUUCUAAAAGAUUACGUAAAUGGAAAGCUGCUCUAUUGCCACCCUCCUCCGCCAAUUGCAGACAGUGUGCCUUUAGAUCCGACGCAGUUCAAUCAAGGUUUAUAUGACCUUGCGCACCUUCCUCCUAAAAGACAAGCAGCAUUGCUUAACCAAUCUUCCAGCGCAUCUGUGUCUGGGUUUACGGACAGCAACGACGUGGAUACGAAUUCAGAUGUCAUGUCGCUCUCUUCGGCCCAGCCACCAUUUGAGGGCGCUCGGUCCCGAAACAUUGAUGCUGGAUUUUUUACCGCUGGUGGGAGUGGUUCUGCCGGUCACCUCAAGAUGCCGUUCAAUCACGUAUACACCGAGCAGGGGGCCAAGCAGAGGCAUAAGGAGCUUUCCGGACGGAAGGCAAGAACGAUGAUAGCACUGGAGAAGGGAGUUGAUGUCUCAGAGGUACAGACCUCUGGCAAGAAACACUUCAAAGGAGGAAAAAGGAAAGCAAAAGCGAAAGGCAAUACCAAAGAUGCCGAUGAUUUUUGAGUUAAACUAUUCCCUAAUGAUAUAUGCACCUCGCUUGAUGUUACGUGGAUGUUAGACCUUUCUUUCUUGCUCACGCAUA
This is a messenger RNA of Coccidioides posadasii C735 delta SOWgp, 2179 nucleotides long. RefSeq lists its product as uncharacterized. Gene Ontology annotation, cellular component: cytosol. Gene Ontology annotation, molecular function: GTP binding; GTPase activity. The record is from RefSeq and is a predicted model, not a curated record. NCBI's taxonomy places the organism in Eukaryota, Fungi, Ascomycota, Eurotiomycetes, Onygenales, Onygenaceae. Gene Ontology annotation, biological process: ribosomal subunit export from nucleus.